Messenger RNA from Cydia amplana, 1721 nucleotides. RefSeq names its product mitogen-activated protein kinase kinase kinase 12-like. Lineage: Eukaryota; Metazoa; Arthropoda; Insecta; Lepidoptera; Tortricidae. The record is from RefSeq and is a predicted model, not a curated record. The coding region runs from base 170 to 1711 and encodes 513 amino acids. Gene Ontology annotation, biological process: protein phosphorylation; signal transduction. The transcript is spliced from 10 exons. Gene Ontology annotation, cellular component: cytoplasm. Gene Ontology annotation, molecular function: protein kinase activity; ATP binding.
CUACUUUGUCUAUUGACUGCCCUUGUCUACCAUAGACCAUAGACAUUGUAAACUUUCAGGCAUCGCGGUGUUGUGCGUGUAGCUUCUCAAGUGAACUCAAAAUUUGUUUUGAAUUCCAUUAUCGUUUCAAAAUGUGUUAGAUUUCUAAGUGAAUGCCUCAUUAGCCACGAUGGACGGUAACGGUUGCCCGGACGGGCAGGACGAUAUAGACGGUGGGAUUUUCAAUGACAAAUUUCAACUUCGUCCGAGUGCUGAUGAUGAAGAAAAGAAGCUAUUUUGGCUGGAAGGUGUUAUGGGGUGCUUCUCGUCAGUUAUCUCCGUGUUCCGCCCGCCGGCAGAGAAGCCAGCGCUAGAAGAGAAAUGGGAGAUACCGGCGGAGGCGAUCACGAAUCUGGUUUACCUCGGCUCCGGCGCGCAGGGCGUCGUGUACGGCGGGCAGAUCAACAACGAAAUGGUUGCCGUGAAGAAACUGCGCGACCCGGCCGAGACGGACAUCAAACAUCUCAGGAAACUCAACCACGACAACAUAGUCCGUUUCCGCGGGGUGGUGACCAAGCCCCCCACCUACUGCGUGGUCAUGGAAUACUGCCAGUACGGGCCGCUGUUCGAGUUCCUCCACAGUGGCUCCCUCUUCGCACCCAAACAGAUUCUCAAGUGGGCGAAAGAGAUAGCAAACGGCAUGGCCUAUCUUCACAGUCACAAGAUUAUACACAGGGAUCUUAAGAGUCCAAACAUCCUGAUAGCGGACAACCUGGUCGUGAAGGUGUCCGACUUCGGCACGUCGCGCGAGUGGAACGACGUGAGCGCCAUCAUGUCGUUCACGGGCACCGUGGCGUGGAUGGCGCCCGAGGUGAUCCGGCACGAGCCCUGCUCGGAGCGGGUCGAUGUCUGGUCCUUCGGCGUCGUAUUAUGGGAACUUCUCACUCAGGAGGCGAGUGCAUGGAACAUGGAGACCCACGCCAUCAUGUGGGGCGUCGGCACCGACACUAUCUCCUUGCCCGUUCCGGCCACAGUUCCCGACAGCAUGCAGCUCUUGCUAACUCAAUUCUGGAACCGGACACCUAAAAACAGGCCACCCUUCAAAAUAAUAGCCGCGCACCUAGAGAUAGCCGGCGACGAGUUCGCAGAGAUCCACCAGGAGACCUUCAGCGUGACCCAGCAGACCUGGAAGAGAGAAGUGCAGGAGGGCAUGGCGCAGCUCUACACCAAGAGCGAGAAGCCAGCCGACGUGCAGGAGACGGCCACCAGGAAAGAGGAGCUCAAACACGCAAGAGACAUCAGACUGGUGUACGAGAAGCAGCUAGCGCGAGCCAACGAGUUGUACAUGGAGGCGUGCGCCGUCAAACUGCAGCUGGAACAGCGGGAGGCCGCUCUCACAGAACGCGAGAAGGCGCUGAAAGCCUGCCGCUGCUUCCGUAAGGUGGCGCUGCACCGGCAGAGCUCCACGUCCUCGGACGGCAAGUGCCGCGCGGAGCCCGGGCACAGGCGGCCAAGGAAACGCGACACCGUCAUCACGCAACAACAACAACAACAGAAGACCAGCACGGCGCUACUGAGCGACGGAAACAAGUUCUCCUCAAUCGUCGACGGAGUGAAAAACAACAACCUUGAGAAAGAGACGGCAGACACCGUAGUCGAGAAGAACGGCAACGUGGAACUGAAAGAUGUGGUCAACGACAAUUAUAUCGACGAGGUCGUAGCUCAAGUCUAAAUAUACUCUG